Molecule: messenger RNA, 2414 nt
Organism: Maniola jurtina (meadow brown)
Lineage: Eukaryota; Metazoa; Arthropoda; Insecta; Lepidoptera; Nymphalidae
Product: venom dipeptidyl peptidase 4
Exons: 13
Coding region: 168-2387 (739 amino acids)
Biological process (GO): proteolysis
Molecular function (GO): dipeptidyl-peptidase activity; serine-type peptidase activity
Source: RefSeq, a predicted model, not a curated record
UAAUAUGCGCGGGCGCAGUGAGCGUCGGCGCGGUGAACAGCGAGCUCGUGUGUGUAGCUUUAUUGAGGUGGCCGAGUGUGUGAUGUGAUCUUAUUGGACCACUUAUUGUUGACGAGAGGUUAUCAAUUAUCAUCUCGUCCUGUUACUCGUACAUUCAUUCACGUAAAAUGGUACGGUUAAUUGUAUUGAUUGCCACUCUAACAUGGGGUGUCACGGACACCGUAUCGUCACCUCAACUUGUGAAGAAGACCAUUUCACUUGAAGAAAUAGUGCCUCUACAACCCCAUUUUUACCCUGAAAUGUUGGCUGUACAGUGGAUAUCAGAUACGGAGUACAUAGUCGCAGAGCCUGGUGCUAUCAAUAAGUUUAAUGCUGUUACCAAUAACUACACCACGAUUUUAGACCAAUCUGAACUGUACAAUUUAAGUCGAUUUGCUGUGUCAUCGUUUCUGAAUGAGCAUUAUUUGAUAUUGACUACAAAUAGGAGAAAGGUUUACCGAUAUUCAACUAUUGCGGAGUACUCCGUGUACAGCCUCGACAACAAGUCCAUUGUUAGUAUCGGCCAAGGCCCGCUACAGGUGGUCGUAUCGAGCAAUGACGAUUCACUGGCCUAUGUGCAGAACAACAACGUAUUUUACGUUCCUGAUGUCGCUAAUCCCGAUGUGAUAAUUGCCCUCACCGAUGACGGAGUAAACGGACAAAUUUACCAUGGCGUUACUGAUUGGAUAUAUGAAGAGGAAAUUUUUAAUGCUGCGGAAGCAAUGUGGUUCUCACCUAACGGAACCUCCUUAGCUGUGGCUUCCUUCAAUGAUACUCAAGUAGAGUCUGCCGUGUACCCCUACUACGGGGAGCCUUCUGAAUUUGACAACCAGUACCCUCUGAUGAUACAAUUUAAAUAUCCCAAGGCAGGUCGCACUAACCCUGAAGUACAGUUACGAGUGUUCAAAUUAAACGAAUCUGAUAUUGAGGCGAUGGUUAUACCAGCACCAGUUGACAUCGUUGGACUGGAUCACAUCUUAGGCAGAGUGAACUGGGCGACUGACAAGAACCUGAUUGUGUUGUGGCUUAACAGACGACAAAGCAUUAGUGUGCUGACUAAUUGUGACUUGAAAUUGGAUAAAUGCGUAAUUUUGAAACAAGAAACUGAGCCCAGUGGCUGGGUCGAUAUUCGACAGCCGUUUUUUGAUGCAUCUGGAACUCAAAUGGUAGAAGUCCAACCGCUGUCUUACAAUGAUCAACGAUUUAUGCACGUUGGACGUCUUGACUUUAAUACUCUGCUCACGGAAGACUUGAGCCCCGGAAAUUCAACUGUUACGCAAAUAUUGGGUUGGAAUCAAGAAACUGAUACCGUUUAUUACAUUAUUUCGCCUGGGACUGAACCUUGGAAAAGGGAAAUGUGGGCUACAUCUCAAGGAAUUGCUAAAUGUAUUUCGUGCAACAAACCUCAUUGUAGUCAUGUCGAUGGAAUGUUUUCUCCUGGUGGUAGUUACGGUAUUAUAACAUGUAGUGAAACUAAUGUACCUCCAAUUUCUUAUUUUUAUACCAGUCAGAAUGAUUCUUUCAAACUGCUGACCGACAACUCGGGACUGGUUGAGAUCUUAGGUCGCUAUAAAAUUCCUAUGGUCCUUUUUAAUAAGAUGACUUUAGAAGAGGAAACAAUGGCACAUAUUAAAUUGCUUUUGCCGAGUGAAAUGGAGCCGGGGAAAAAGUAUCCAAUGAUUGUAAGAUUGUAUGCUGGACCAGGCACCUCUAGAGUCAAGGAUGUUUAUGAUAUGGAAUACUACAACAUGUACUUAAGUAGCAAUCGAAGUUUCAUAGUAGCGUCAAUCGAUGUGAGAGGCUCAGGCGCGAUGGGAGUAGAGGCAAUGCACGCGCUGAACAACGCUCUCGGGACCGUUGAAAUUACUGAUACUUUAGCUGCUAUAAGGCGUCUUAUCGCAACGUACGAAUUCAUUGACCCCAAACGAAUUGGUGUAUGGGGCUGGAGUUACGGCGGUUACGUAUCCACCAUGCUGCUCAUCAAGGACGAAGAGAAAAUACUUGCUUGUGGCGCCGCUAUAGCCCCUGUUACUUCCUGGCUGUAUUAUGAUACAAUGUACACUGAGCGGUAUAUGGAUACGCCUCAGAACAACCCAGAAGGCUACAACAAGUCGGACCUGAUCGUAACAGCUGAGAAGAUGCGGGGUCGUCAGUACCUGCUUGUUCACGGCACCGGCGACGACAAUGUACACUUCCAGCACAGUAUGCAGCUGGCGAAGAAGUUGCAGAGAGCUGAUAUUGCUUUCGAGCAAAUGAGCUACACCGAUGAAACCCAUUCGUUAAGAGGUGUGAGUCGACACUUUUAUCACACAUUAGACCGCUUUUGGACGGAGUGCUUUCAUUCAUAACCGAAAGUAUUAUUUACCGAUUGGUAA